Messenger RNA from Plasmodium reichenowi, 351 nucleotides. RefSeq lists its product as hypothetical. The transcript is spliced from 2 exons. The record is from RefSeq and is a predicted model, not a curated record. NCBI's taxonomy places the organism in Eukaryota, Apicomplexa, Aconoidasida, Haemosporida, Plasmodiidae. Bases 1 to 351 code for a protein of 116 amino acids.
AUGACCACAGUACUUACCUUAAUUUUACCCUUAAUUAAUAUGAACAAAUUUGUAAAAGAAAUAAAAACCUUUAAAAGAACCAUAUUACUUAAGGGAAGUCCAGCAUUCAAAAUUAGUGUAUGGUUUUCAGGAAUAACUGUUGGCCUCGUUUGGAUUUUAUUUAGCGAAUAUAACGAACCAAAAAAUAAUAAUUUGUUUUUUAAAAAGAAAAAAGCAGAUAUUUUUACCAAUGAGGAAAUUGAAAAAUGGAACAAACCGUAUAUAUCCAACGCGAAUAAUAAUUCUCUAAUACUUAAUUCGAAUUUAACAGCUGAUGAAAAGAGGAAGCAACUUUUAAAGGAAAUAAAAUAA